GAGCGAACCUGGCCAGUUUACUGUCUCUCUCACUUGGAGGGUUGUUCUUAAACCGCACCUAAAUUUUAAAGUAUAAAAAAAGGGGUUUCUUUCAAUGACGGUGGAAGCUCAGCCGUGGGAUAAGUGCACGUCGCCCGGCAUUCUCGGACAAGUGUUGGUCUUCUACUGUGACUGAAACAGGCUCCCCAGUCUUAAGAAAGUGAAGAUGAUGGCACAGCUCUGAGGUUGUAUAUUGGUUAUAACACUUUGCUUGGGGUUUAGUUUUAGUGUAUGCUCGAAUUUGUGUAUUAUUCAUUCAUGAUUAUUAUCUUUUAUCCAUUUACUCAUGAUCAUUCUUAUAUUAUGCACUGGUUUAUGAUUAUUCUUCUUUGUGUUUAUAUUUGAUUAUCAUUAUUAUUUUAUGCAUUUACCUAUGAUCAUUGUCAGUAUUAUUGAUAUCAGCUGUGUAACAACAAUAAACAGUUGUAUUGCUUGAUUAGUAUGGUGUACGGACCUUUUAUUGGCACCUCCUCUUGCCGAUUAGCACCACACUUGUCUCACAUCAGUUUUGAAAACAGAAACCAUACUAAAACAGUCCUUAAACCAGAUACUGGUUGCUUUGGCAGUGUGGGCAGGUGCCAAGUCCUGCUGGAAAAUGAAAUCAGCAUCUCCAUAAAGUUGGUCAGCAGAAGGAAGCAUGAAGUGCUCUAAAAUUUCCUGGUAUACGGCUGCGUUAACCUUGGACCUCAGAAAACACAGUGGACCAACACCAGCAGAUGACAUGGCAGCCCAAAUCAUCACUGACUGUGGAAACUUCACACUGGACUUCAAGAAACAUGGAUUCUGUGCCUCUCCACUCUUCCUUCAGACUCUGGGACCUUGAUUUCCAAAUGAAAUGUAAAAUUUACUUUCAUCUGAAAAGAGGACUUUGGACCACUGAGCAACAGUCCAGUUCUUUUUCUCCACAGCCCAGGUAAGAUGCUUCUGACGUUGUCUCUGGUUCAGAAGUGGCUUGGUAGCCCUUUUCCUGAAGACGUCUGAGCGUGGUGACUCUUGAUGCACUGACUCCAGCUUCAGUUCUCUCCUUGUGAAGCUCUCCCAAGUGUUUGAAUCGGCUUUGCUUGACUGUAUUCUCAAGCUUGUGGUCAGCCCUGUUGCUUGUGCACCUUUUCCUACCCAAAUUCUUCCUUCCAGUCAACUUUGCAUUUAAUAUGCUUUGAUACAGCACUCUGUAAACAGCCACACCUUUCAGUAAUGACCCUCUGUGACUUACCCUCUUUGUGGAGGGUGUCAAUGUUCGUCUUCUGGAUCAUUGCCAAGUCAGCAGUCUUCCCCAUUAUUGUGGUUUCAAAGAACAAGAGAUACCCAGAAUUUAUACUGUAGGGAUGGUCAUUAAUUGAAACUCAAAUGUAAAUAUUCUAAUUUUCUGAGAUACUGAAUUUGGGAUUUUCCUUAGUUGUCAGUUAUAAUCAUCAAAAUUAAAAGAAAUAAACAUUUGAAAUAUAUCAGUCUGUGUGUAGUGAAUGAAUAUAAUAUACAAGUUUCACUUUUUGAAUGGAAUUAGUGAAAUAAAUCAACUUUUUGAUGAUAUUCUAAUUAUAUGACCAGCACCUGUAUAGUCCGGCAUAAAAGUAACCGUUUACUUUGACAUUACAUACAAUGUGUUUACUAUUAUGCUAAUUAAAUAUAAUGGGCGAUAUACUACGUCACCAAAAAUGAUUGAGCUCAUAAGAUACAUUGAUUAUUGCGACAGGCCGAAACAGGGUUGACUUGACAAUUCUGAUAUAAUUGAUUUAGCCUCAUGUCGUUCCAUUCAUGAGAAACGCGAGGACAAAUUCUAAAGAAUGUUGAAUUCUGACUAACAUUCCGUUUGUGUUCCUAGGAAUUUCUGCAGGACAUGAGGGGAAAUUGCCAUCUUCACCUUAUGAGACAAAACGCAGGAUAAGGUGAUAGCUGGUUGAUUUCUUAGAACUGUAUAGUAUUACUAAUUACUUUAAAAGAGAAAUAGUAUGCUAACAGGUUUGUCUGUGUUCACCGUCUCAUAAUAUGAGCGUUGUCAUUUAUAGCGUCGUUACUAACUGUUCAUAAUUAUGUUGCCGUGCCUAUUUGUCAAUAUCGCUUCAUUUCAUAACUAUCAGCUCCAGUAUGUGUCCAUUCCCACAAAACGAAGCACCGCCUACACUCAACUUUUCAGCUAUCUAAAUGUUGCGCUCUAUUAGAAAGUAGGUUUUACGGAAAGUAAUCGGAUCUCAUGAUGUUUUGGUUUAUUGUAAGUGCCAUUUUACUUUUAUUUGCCUUACAAUUCCGUUAUCCUUACUUAAUCGCAGAAGCCAAGUACGUGCGUCGGAUAGCAAUAGCUAUAUACCGUACGACUAAAUAUUUCAAAUCCAAACCCUUCUAUACCUUAUUGGAUCGAUUCCUGGAAUCGGUUCAGAAGAACCCACACAAAGCGUUCAUUCGGUUCCAGGAUCAAACAUACUCGUACGCGCAGUCGGAUAAACAGAGUAAUAAAAUCGCGAGGAGUUUGUUGAAGCGCGCGGAUCUUCACGAAGGAGAUACAGUUGCGCUCCUCCUUGGAAAUGAGCCCAUGUUUUUGUGGAUCUGGUUGGCUUUGGCCAAGAUCGGAUGUUCUGUUGCUCUUCUCAAUCAUAACAUCCGAUCUAAAUCACUUCUGCACUGCUUCACCUGCUGUGGGGCCAGUGUGCUGAUAGCUGGCGCAGAACUGCAGGAUGCUGUUGAGGAGGUGCUGCCCGCUCUGAGAGAGCAGGGAAUCUCUGUCUAUAUACUGACUGACCAUGUGACCACUGAGGGAAUGGAGAGUCUUACAGACAAGAUCGCACAGGCCUCAGAUGAGCCGGUUCCUGCAGACCUGAGGGCAAACGUCACCUUCAGCAGCCCAGCGGUGUACAUCUACACAUCAGGCACGACAGGUCUUCCAAAGGCAGCAGUGAUUGCUCAGCGGAGGUUGUGGGCCAUGGCCUUCUUUCUUUCCAUUUGCGGUGUGAAGUCUGAUGAUGUGGUGUACAUCUGCCUUCCCUUGUAUCACAGUGCUGGCUUUGCUGUUGGAUUCUGUGGUGCUGUUGAAAGAGGAGCUACUGUUGUCGUGAAGAGCAAGUUUUCUUCCUCUCAGUUCUGGGACGAUUGCAGAAAAUAUAAUGUCACUGUGAUACAGUAUAUUGGAGAAACAAUGCGCUACCUCUGCAAUACACCAAAGCGUGUUAGCGACCAAGUACACAACGUCAGAAUGGCCAUUGGGAACGGGAUCAGACCAGAGGUGUGGAGGACAUUCAUAAGCAGAUUCGGAAAUGUUGACAUCAAAGAGUUCUACGGCUCAACCGAGGGAACCCUGGGCUUUUUGAACUAUGCUGGGAAAACUGGGGCCGUCGGUAGAGUCAAUUUUUUUCAUAAGAAACUCUAUCCAUAUGCAUUGGUUAAGUUUGACCAAGAACAAGAGGAGCCUGUGAGAAACAAAGAAGGAUUUUGCAUAGAAGUAGCUAAAGGUGAAACUGGUCUACUAGUAUCAAAGAUUACCCAGAAGGCCCAAUUUGCUGGAUAUGCCAGGGAUCCCAAACAGACAGAGAAGAAGAAACUCUACAAUGUGUUUGAGAAGGGAGAUGUUUACUUCAACUCUGGAGAUCUGUUCAGGACAGACCACGAAAACUUCAUCUACUUCCAGGAUCGGGUGGGCGACACUUUUAGGUGGAAAGGGGAAAACGUUUCCACAAAUGAAGUUUCUGAUAUCUUGACUAUGGCAACGAGUCUCGAGGAAGCAAAUGUAUACGGCGUUACAGUUCAAGGGUAUGAGGGAAGGACAGGAAUGGCUACCAUCACACUGAAGAAAGAUCAUCAGUUUGAGCCCGAUGCCAUUUUUAGUCACGUGACCGCUUACCUCCCCUCUUAUGCCAGGCCUCGUUUUAUAAGGAUCCAGAUGAGACGGUGAAAAGCUACAGACCUCUGACACGUGAUACAUAUCAGUCGAUAUUGGACGGUCACUUCAGAUUGUGAAGAGCAGGAUGUUCAAGUUUUCAUUUAAAACUCCCGACUCUAAAUUUACACUCGGACAAUAACUGUCCAGAAGUAACACACAAUUAUUAUUAUGCAAUUAUUAUUAUUAUUAAUUUGUCUGUACUUUAAAUUUAACAAAUUUAUUGGUGUAAAUAAUUAUUUUGCUUAUUGUUCAUAUGUCCUUAAACAAGUUAAUUUUGUAUCACACUAUUAUAUGACAACAUUAUUUAAAAAUUAAUAAAACAGGUUGAAAAGUUCUUUAUUGUCAAUUUCAAAAGAGGCUCUCUAAGAAUCUGAUACUAUGGUUUCCCUGUAUUCUGCAGUGAACAAAUAGUUUCGUAAGAGUUUGCUGUAAGAUGACUGGCUCCCACAGAAACCCUCCCACUUGCUCAU
Onychostoma macrolepis is the source of this 4377-nucleotide messenger RNA. RefSeq names its product solute carrier family 27 member 2b (gene slc27a2b). The record is from RefSeq and is a predicted model, not a curated record. Gene Ontology annotation, molecular function: long-chain fatty acid transmembrane transporter activity; long-chain fatty acid-CoA ligase activity. The transcript is spliced from 10 exons. The coding region runs from base 2231 to 3919 and encodes 562 amino acids. NCBI's taxonomy places the organism in Eukaryota, Metazoa, Chordata, Actinopteri, Cypriniformes, Cyprinidae.